AUGGUUUCUGAAAAGACUUUUUCCAGCUUUAAGUUGGCCAGUGAAUUGCCUUCAUGGGGUAAACUACAAAGUUUGUACAAUGACAAGGGUAAGAGGUUGUCCGUGAAGGAGGAGUUUUCGUCUGACCCUGCACGGUUUGAGAAAUUAUCCAAGACUUUUGUUAACUAUGAUGGUUCUAAAAUUUUGUUUGAUUUCUCCAAGAACUUAGUUGACGAUGAGAUUUUGUCUGCAUUGAUUGCAUUGGCUAAAGAGGCUAAAGUAACAGAGUUGAGAGACUCCAUGUUUGCUGGGGAGCAUAUUAACUUUACCGAGGACCGUGCUGUGUACCAUGUUGCGUUGAGAAACAGGGCCAACAAGGAGAUGUUUGUGGAUGGCACCAAUGUUGCUCCAGGGGUCGAUUCUGUUUUGCAGCAUAUGAAAGAAUUCUCUGAACAAGUACGCUCCGGAGAAUGGAAAGGUUUCACUGGUAAGGCAAUCACUGACGUCGUUAACAUUGGAAUUGGUGGUUCUGACUUAGGUCCUGUUAUGGUUACUGAGGCUUUAAAGCACUACGCGGGGCCCUUAAAGGUACACUUUGUUUCUAACAUUGAUGGUACUCACUUGGCUGAAGCUUUGAAGGUCGUUGAUCCAGAGACUACCUUGUUUCUAAUCGCUUCCAAGACUUUUACCACUGCGGAGACUAUCACUAAUGCCAAUUCCGCAAAAAGCUGGUUUUUGUCCAAGACUGGUAACAAUCCGGCUUAUAUUGCCAAACACUUUGCUGCGUUGUCUACGAACGAAGCUGAAGUUGCUAAAUUUGGCAUUGACACUAAGAAUAUGUUUGGAUUUGAAGGCUGGGUCGGUGGUCGUUACUCAGUUUGGUCUGCCAUUGGUUUGUCAGUAGCCUUGUAUAUUGGAUUUGAUAACUUUGACGCAUUCUUGAAGGGUGCGGAAGCUGUAGACAAACAUUUCACUGAGACGCCACUAGAGGAUAACAUCCCAUUGUUGGGAGGGUUGCUAUCUGUGUGGUACAACAAUUUCCACAAUGCUCAAACCCAUCUAGUCGCUCCAUUUGACCAAUAUCUCCAUAGAUUUCCAGCCUACUUGCAGCAGUUAUCCAUGGAAUCCAAUGGUAAAACUGCAACCAGAGGAAACGUAUUUGCUGAUUACUCUACAGGCUCUAUCUUGUUUGGUGAACCAGCUACGAAUGCUCAACAUUCGUUUUUCCAAUUAGUUCACCAGGGAACUAAACUAAUUCCUGCUGACUUUAUUCUAGCUGCGCAAUCCCAUAAUCCAAUUGAAGGUAAGUUACACCAAAAAAUGUUGGCUUCUAACUUCUUUGCUCAAGCGGAAGCUUUGAUGGUUGGAAAAAACGAGGGUGAAGUCAAGGCUGAAGGUACUACCGGUGGUUUGAUUCCACAUAAGAUAUUCUCGGGCAAUAGACCAACAACCUCGAUUUUAGCCCAAAAAAUAACACCAGCGGCGUUGGGUGCCUUAAUUGCUUAUUAUGAAUAUGUCACCUUCACUGAGGGUGCUAUCUGGAAUAUCAAUUCCUUUGACCAAUGGGGGGUUGAAUUGGGUAAGGUCUUGGCAAAGGUCAUUGGCAAGGAGUUGGAUACAGCUGAAACAGUUUCCAGCCAUGAUUCUUCAACCAACGGCCUAAUCAGUCAGUUCAAACAAUGGAUGUAG
This is a messenger RNA of Eremothecium cymbalariae DBVPG#7215, 1668 nucleotides long. RefSeq names its product glucose-6-phosphate isomerase (gene PGI1). Gene Ontology annotation, biological process: glucose 6-phosphate metabolic process; glycolytic process; gluconeogenesis. The transcript has a single exon. NCBI's taxonomy places the organism in Eukaryota, Fungi, Ascomycota, Saccharomycetes, Saccharomycetales, Saccharomycetaceae. Gene Ontology annotation, molecular function: monosaccharide binding; glucose-6-phosphate isomerase activity; carbohydrate derivative binding. The coding region runs from base 1 to 1668 and encodes 555 amino acids. The record is from RefSeq and is a predicted model, not a curated record. Gene Ontology annotation, cellular component: cytosol.